AGCACCAGAGCACAGCAGGGUGAAUGGGACAGGGGCAGCGCUGGAGCUGGAUCAGUCCCUUCCUGCCCCAAUCCUGCCCUGCAUGUGUCCAGCAUGCUCUGCACCCACCCCAGGGACUCCUCAAUCCCAGCUGGGCCCAAGCACUUGUCCCUGACCCUCCACGCUGGCACUAUCCUUGAAGCGCCCUGCAGAUGGCUUGGGCUGGUGUCCCCAUGCACAUGUCCUCUGCCAGCACUAAGCACACCAGGCUCUGAUCCCUGUUACAGGCUGCCACAUCCCUCACCCAUCCCAGAGAUGCAGAGAGCCUGGUGGGUCUUCUGGGGAGGCAAGACCAAGAGGGGACAGCAGAGACAGGGAAAACUGCCAAGCACAGGUCUUGUAGGUCCAAGCCUUGCUGCCUUCAUCAUGAUCCCAGCCAUGCUCUGCUGGGACAACAGCCCCCAUGUGGGUCCUUGAACCCAUCACCUGAUAAGGAUGGUUAAUGAUCAGCAUCGGGAGGGCAGCGCCAGGUUGGGGCAGGAUUGGGCUGCUCCCAGGGCCAGCUGUCAUCCCUGGGGCACGGUCCUGGGGCCAAGGCCUCUGAGGCCAGAUGGUGAUAUCAACUAGCAUCAGCCCCGCUCUGGACUCUGCUGAUCACAGCUCCCUCUUCCUUGGCAGCACCCAAGGAUGUCAUGCUUGCCUCCCCGCCAGGAACCCCCAAGCGCAUCCCUUGAGGGCAGCCAGGCACCCCUUUGCAAGUGGAUCUCCAUAGGACAAUGUCCAAGGGGAGCUUUCCAUCCCACCCAGGGACCAGUAGAGCCCCUGUGGAGCAGGGACAAGCCUGGGGUGUGCAGGGGACCUAGUAGGUAAGCCCUGAUCCCCAUUCCCCGCGGCUGCAGAUAUGCACGUGGUACAAUCUCCCUUGGAGACUGACUGCAUCGCAGCCUGCGCCCGGAUUCAGCUGGAUUCGUCACCACGAGGAGACGUUCCUCGUGCGUAGUGGCAGGAGGAGGGGGAAGGACAGCCACCCCAGUGUCGCAGGUGGUUUGCUGAGCAAACGUGCUGUGUGGGGCCACAGGCAGCGGUGGCCCAAGUGGGCAGGCAGAACCUGACACAGCGCAGGCUUUGGAAAGAAGGGCUGAGAGUAGCUGGAGCUGCCAGGAUCUGGGGAAAGGCACCUUUGGAGCAUGUGGGUGUCUAUCUGCAAAGCUGGGCUGUGCUUGGAGCUUCGGGGGCAGGAAGGAGCAGCAGGGAGCUCCCACACCCACUCCCCAAGAUCCUGCUGCCCUGUGACAGCCCCUUCUCCAAACAGCAGUGCCUGAUGCUCUGCGGUGCCGCGAAGGCCUGAUCCUGCUUGCUCCUCCCGGCGGUCAGAGCUCCAGAGCGCUGGAAGAUGCCACCUGGCUCUUGGCCAGCCAAGCCCAUCGGUUGCUUCAUCCGACGUAUGAGGAGGGCAGUGGGGAGCCCCCUGGUCAUGGACCCCAACAGCAUCUGCCGCAAGACAAAGCGACUGGCGGGGAAGCAGGCGGAGCUGUGCCAGCUGGAGCCAGAGAUUGUGCAGGAGGUGGCCAAGGGCACCAAGCUGGGUGUCCGGGAGUGCCAGUACCAAUUCCGCUUCCGCCGCUGGAACUGCACCAGCCACAGCAAGUACUUCGGCAAGAUCCUGCAGCAGGAUAUCCGGGAGACAGCCUUUGUGUAUGCCAUCACGGCAGCCGGGGUGAGCCACGCCAUCACGCAAGCCUGCAGCAUGGGUGAGCUGCUGCAGUGUGGCUGUGAACCAACACGGAGCCGGGCACCCCCCUCACCCACGGCGGGUCCAGGCACUGAGGGCACAGCCUGGGAGUGGGGGGGCUGCGGGGACGACGUGCAGUUUGGCUACGAGAAAUCCCAGCAGUUUAUGGAUGCUAAGAGCAAGAAAGGCAAAAAUGACAUCCGAGCUCUCAUCGACCUGCACAACAAUGAAGCUGGGCGCUUGGCGGUGCGCAGCUACAUGAGGACAGAGUGCAAAUGCCAUGGGCUGUCGGGCUCCUGCACCCUGAGGACCUGCUGGCGGAAGAUGCCCCAUUUCCGCGAGGUGGGGGAUCGCCUGCUCGAGCGCUUCAAUGGGGCUUUCAAGGUGAUGGGGGGCAAUGACGGGAAAACCCUCAUCCCUGUGGGUGAUAACAUCAAACCACCUGACAAGCAAGACCUCAUCUACUCAGCUGACUCGCCUGAUUUCUGCUCAGCUAACCGUAAGACAGGCUCGCUGGGCACCCGAGGCCGCGUCUGCAACAGCACAGCCAUGGACACGAGUGGGUGCGACCUGCUGUGCUGUGGGCGAGGGCACCGGGACGAGACAGUGGUGCUGGAGGAGAACUGUCUUUGCCGCUUCCACUGGUGCUGCGUGGUGCAGUGCCGCAAGUGCUCUGUCCGUCAGGAGCUCAGCCUCUGUGUCUGACAGCCUGGGGUUGGGUGAGGACAAUUUGAAGGGCCACCCCCAGGCCACCAUGCGGCAGCCACCCGCAGGACAGACACAGGCUGAGGUGAUGGCAGGGACAGCGGGGUGAGUGCAGCUCAGCACCCCUGGGAGUCCUGGCUUCCCUGGGAGACAGCGUGGUGCUGCCUGGCAUUCUCAUGGUCCCUGUGUUGGGGGCUGCAAGCACAGAGCUUCCAGUAAUAAAGCUAUU
Molecule: messenger RNA, 2645 nt
Organism: Cuculus canorus (common cuckoo)
Lineage: Eukaryota; Metazoa; Chordata; Aves; Cuculiformes; Cuculidae
Gene: WNT6
Product: Wnt family member 6
Exons: 4
Coding region: 1373-2416 (347 amino acids)
Biological process (GO): neuron differentiation; canonical Wnt signaling pathway; cell fate commitment
Cellular component (GO): extracellular region
Molecular function (GO): frizzled binding; cytokine activity
Source: RefSeq, a predicted model, not a curated record